AUGGGGAAGUCAACUACGUUGGAGGCUUUGGUACGAUUUUGUGAUGCGGUUGAAACUCUGUACACUAGAGACUACCUACGUAGACCUACGCCCAGGGACCUCCAACGGCUUCUACAAAAAGCCGAAGCUCGAGGAUUUCCAGGAAUGGUUGGCAGCAUCGACUGCAUGCACUGGCAAUGGAAGAAUUGCCCAACUGCCUGGCAAGGUGAUUACGGAAAUAGAAAAGGCCAAAAAAGUAUCAUCCUUGAAGCCGUUGCUGGCUUCGACACAUGGGUUUGGCAUGCCUUCUUUGGAGUUCCUGGAUCCCAAAAUGACCUCAACGUGCUGGGUCAAUCCCCGGUCUUCAACGAUGUUUUGAGAGGCCAAGGCCCCAAUAUCACCUAUGAAGAUGAGUAUGAUUAUGAAGUUGAAGAGGUCUACGAAUCGGAUCCCAUGAACACGGCUUUGACACGAAUUUAUGAAAGGCCCAUGGGGCCAAGUGGAGAACCGUUUGAACCGGAGCCGUUGGUUAGAGAUGGUCGUUUCAUGACCCGUAUGAUAGAUCGAUAUCAAGAGAUGCAAUCUUCGUAUGUUCAUGAAAGGCGUCAACGUGACUUGAUGGCGCAUCUAUGGGCGGAUGAGUAUGAUUAUGAAGCUGAAGAGGUCUACGAAUCGGAUCCCAUGAACACGGCUUUGACACGAAUUUAUGAAAGGCCCAUGGGGCCAAGUGGAGAACCGUUUGAACCGGAGCCGUUGGUUAGAGAUGGUCGUUUCAUGACCCGUAUGAUAGAUCCAUAUCAAGAGAUGCAAUCUUCGUAUGUUCAUGAAAGGCGUCAACGUGACUUGAUGGCGCAUCUAUGGGCGGUGAUAGGCAAUCAAGAUGAAUGA
Molecule: messenger RNA, 867 nt
Organism: Prunus avium (sweet cherry)
Lineage: Eukaryota; Viridiplantae; Streptophyta; Magnoliopsida; Rosales; Rosaceae
Source: RefSeq, a predicted model, not a curated record